AUGCACGAGAUUCAAACGGUAGCUAAGGAAUACAUAAAUGAUGAGGAAGUCAGCCAGGUCGUGGCUGCCAAUAAACGGCACUCCGACUACAAUCAACCUAGGCAACAGGUUUACCAGCAAAUAGCCGAGAAAGGGAUCUUGUCGAAGCCCCGACCACUCAAGGACCGUACGGGGGGAAACAAGAGCCUCUACUGUGACUACCACAAGGGCUAUGGGCACCAAACGCAAGACUGCUUUGACUUGAGGGAUGCACUAGAGCAAGCACUAAGAGAUGGCAAACUAUCAGAAUUUUCCCAUCUCAUAAGGGAGCCGAGGAGACAGCAACGCGAUCAAGACAGCGAGGAGGCCAAGACCCAGACGGCAAAGUGGCGACAAGAGUCAGAAGACAAAGACCACGGCCUUACCGUAAUAAACGUAGUAACCGCCAAAAACACCGCGCCGAGGUCUAGGUCAACCCACAAGAAAGACGCCAAAAUUCUGACGGUCUCCUCCGCCCCGAUGCGAAGCUCCAAGAAGCCCCCAUCCAUCUCCUUCGGCCCAGAAGACCAAUGGUUCGACGAGGCCCCCGAAAACCCACCUAUGGUCAUCACGGCCAGGGUGGGAACCGGCCUCGUCAAACGAAUCCUUGUCGACACGGGGGCAGACUCGAACAUUAUGUUCCGCAAUGUGUUCGACGCUCUAGGAUUAAGGGACACCGACCUAUCAUCGCACCAGCACAGGAUCAUCAGAUUAGGCGACCACUUCAUCAAGCCGGACGGAGUGAUAUCCCUGCCGAUCUCCGUGGGACAGGCACAGGGCCGAAGAUCGGCAAUGGCUGAGUUCGUAGUUCUCCGAGAUCCCACAGCCUACAACAUCAUCUUGGGGAGGAAGACGAUUAAUGAUGUUGAAGCAAUAAUCAAUACAAAGCUCCUAGUCAUGAAGUUUGUUACCGACGACGGGUCCAUAGGGUCCAUAAGGGGAGAUCUAGAAAUGGCAGUCGCUGGCGACAAUGCCAGUCUGUCCUUAAGGAAGAAAUCUAAGGAAGCUUCGGGGGUGUUCCUAGCUGACCUAGACGCCAGGGUAGACGACAAACCCAGACCGGAACCUGAGGGGGACCUGGAAAAGUUCAGGGUCGGCGACACGGAGAAAAAAUUCACAUUCGUCAACAGGAAUCUCCCACAUGAAUUGAAGGAGCCCUUGGUAGAAAUGAUCAGGGCCAAUGGGGAUUUGUUUGCCUGGACGCCAGCCGACAUGCCGGGCAUAGAUCCCGAAAUUAUGUCACACCACCUGGCCGUCAAGUCGGAAGCGUGCCCGGUAGCCCAACGGAGAAGAAAGAUGUCACGGGAGAGGGUAGAGGAGGUGGCCAGGCAGACGGCCAGCCUCCUAGAAGCGAGUUUCAUACGAGAACUAGACUACUCGACAUGGCUUUCGAAUGUAGUUCUAGUAAAGAAGCACAACGGCAAACGAAAAAUGUGCGUAGACUACUCCGAGCUUAACAAGGCAUGCCCAAAAGAUUGUUUUCCCCUCCCUAACAUAGACGCACUCGUCGACGCUGCGGCGGGCUACCGUUAUCUGAGCUUUAUGGAUGCCUACUCCGGCUACAAUCAGAUACCGAUGCACCGUCCCGACGAGGACAAGACAGCGUUUAUAACGCCGGGAGGAACCGUCUGUUAUAAGGUGAUGCCAUUCGGCCUAAAAAACGCAGGGACGACAUACCAAAGGCUGAUGAACAAGAUAUUCCACAACCUCAUAGGCAAGACAGUGGAAGUCUAUGUAGACGACAUCCUCGCAAAAACAACGCGACCUGAUGACCUCCUGAAUGACUUGGCAAAUGUGUUCGCGUCUCUCCUACAACACGGCAUGAGACUCAAUCCCCUCAAAUGCGCCUUCGCUAUAGAAGCUGGAAAGUUCCUAGGAUUCAUGAUAACCCAAAGAGGAGUAGAAGCUAACCCGGAGAAAUGCCAAGCAAUACUCCAGAUAAAGAGCCCGAGUUAUAUUAAGGACGUCCAGAGAUUGGCAGGGCGACUGACCUCGUUAUCCUGUUUUCUCAGAGCUUCGGCAACAAAAGCCCUGCCUUUCUUUAACCUCAUGAAGAAAGGGAUAGCAUUCGAGUGGACGCCCGCGUGCGAGGAAGCCGUUAGACACUUCAAGGAAAUCCUAGCGGCACCCCCUGUGCUCGGAAAGCCAAAGGCCGGGGAGCCACUAUACCUAUACCUCGCCAUAACAGGAGAAGCCCUGGCCGCGGUUCUAGGACGAGAAGAAGGGAGGACUCAACAACCAAUCUAUUUCAUGAGCAGAGCCCUACAAGGGGCAGAACUAAGGUACAGCAAACUGGAAAAGCUAGCUCUGGCACUCUUGACCUCUUCACGGAGGUUAAAACAAUACUUCCAAGGUCAUCAGAUCGUCGUAAGAACGGACCAAGGGAUCCGACAAGUGCUCCAAAAACCCGAUUUGGUGAGAAGGAUGAUGACUUGGUCCAUCGAACUUUUCCAGUAUGACAUACGGUACGAACCCCGGCAAGCAAUCAAGGCGCAAGCGAUGGCAGAUUUUCUAGUAGAAGUAAUGGGAGAUCCAACCGCAGAAACGGGCGAACGCUGGAAGCUCCACGUGGACGGAGCCUCCCACCAGACCUCCGGGGGCGCCGGGAUCAUUCUGGAAAGCCCAGCUGGAGUCGUAUACGAGCAGUCGAUCAGGUUCAAAUUUCCCGUCUCGAACAACCAGGCAGAAUACGAAGCCCUCAUAGGGGGCUUAGCCCUAGCAACGGAAGUUGGAGCAACGAGGUUGGAAAUAUGCAGCGAUUCACAAGUCGUCACCUCCCAAGUAAACGGGAGCUAUCAAGCCAGAGACUCAUUAUUACAAAAGUACUUGGAAAAAGUCAAGGAUCUGAGCCAAAAGUUUGAGGAGGUCACAAUCCACCACGUGCCCAGAGAAAGGAACACACGGGCAGAUCUCCUAUCAAAACUGGCCAGCACCAAACCGGGAGAAGGUAACCGGUCUCUCAUCCAAGGAAUGACGAGGGAGCCGGCGAUCACUCUGCACCUAUCAAGGCUAGGCCCCUCAUGGCUGGACCCCAUCACCAGCUUCUUAGAAAAUGGCAAACUUCCCGACGACGAAAAGGAUGCAACGAAACUGAGAAGGGAAGCGGCCAAGUACGCGAUUAUUCAGGGACAGCUAUUCAAGAAAGGACUCAACCAGCCCCUACUGAAAUGCCUACACCCCGACCAGACGAACUACGUCCUUAGGGAAGUCCAUGAAGGUUGCUGCGGACAUCACAUAGGGGGCAAAGCCUUAGUAAGAAAGUUAAUCCGAGCUGGGUACUAUUGGCCAUCAAUGAUGGCAGACUCUAAAGAAUUCGUCAGAAAAUGCACCAAGUGUCAAGAGAAUGCCAAUUUCCAUAGGGCACCGGCCUCCGAGCUAAGCCUGUUAACAUCUUCCCGACCAUUCUCGCAAUGGGGGGUCGAUCUCUUGGGGCCCUUCCCGGUUGGUCCUGGACAAGUCAAGUACCUCAUAGUCGCCAUUGACUACUACACCAAAUGGAUAGAGGCCGAGCCGCUGGCCAGCAUAUCCUCGUCCAAUUGCAGGAAAUUCAUGUGGAGGCAGUCUUCCACCAAGGAGACCCCUUUCCGACUAACAUACGGGUUAGAUGCGGUAAUACCCGUAGAGAUCGGGAAACCGAGCCCGCGAUUACUUCUGAAAGGAGUAGGGGAAGCCGUGGAGAAGGACCUGAUAGAUGAAACCAGAGAAAUGGCCCACUUGACAGAAGCAGCGCUGAAGCAAAGAAUGGCCCUACGCUACAACACCAAAGUGCUCAAAAGAGAGUUUGAACCAAACGAUCUCGUCCUAAGGCGUAACGACAUCGGCUUACCGACCCCGGGAGCGGGCAAGCUUGCGGUAAACUGGGAAGGUCCCUAUAGAGUCAAAGAAGUGAUGGGUAAAGGCGCUUUCAAGUUAGAAAGGCUCGAUGGCAAAGAAGUCCCAAGAACGUGGAACGCGAGCAACUUGAGAAGAUUUUACUCCUAG
This is a messenger RNA of Arachis duranensis, 3999 nucleotides long. RefSeq lists its product as uncharacterized. Gene Ontology annotation, molecular function: RNA-DNA hybrid ribonuclease activity; nucleic acid binding. The transcript has 3 exons. Lineage: Eukaryota; Viridiplantae; Streptophyta; Magnoliopsida; Fabales; Fabaceae. The record is from RefSeq and is a predicted model, not a curated record. The coding region runs from base 1 to 3999 and encodes 1332 amino acids.